Vitis vinifera (wine grape) is the source of this 567-nucleotide messenger RNA. Its product is annotated as protein SRC2. Bases 1 to 567 code for a protein of 188 amino acids. The record is from RefSeq and is a predicted model, not a curated record. The transcript has a single exon. Lineage: Eukaryota; Viridiplantae; Streptophyta; Magnoliopsida; Vitales; Vitaceae. Gene Ontology annotation, biological process: defense response.
AUGGAGUGCAGGAAGUUCCAGAUUGCCAUUCUUUCAGCUCAAGGUCUUCAGAACGUCCGAGAAAUAUUCAGAAUGAAAGUCUACGCCCAGCUUUCAAUCCCCGGCAAUCCCCAAAUAAAGAGAGAAACCCCAGUGGACACAGAGGGGGAGACCAACCCCGCAUGGAACUCCACCAUUAGAUUCACAAUAGGCAAUCAGGCAGUCGAAUACCAAGGCGUCGUGUUCGUCAUCAAGCUAUACUGCAGCCGGACCCUAGGAGACCGGUACAUCGGUGAGGUGAGCCUAUCUUUCAAGGACCUGUUUGAUGGUGCCGCACCCACCAGCCAAGGCCGCAGCAGCGGUAUUGUAAGUUACCCAGUGAAAAGGGGUGGAGCGGAUUCACAAGGGGUAUUGAACUUUUCAUACUCUUUUGGGGAUAUAGUGAUGGUUAAGAAACCAUCCCUUUUCUCGACCAGAAAUUUGGCAGCUGCAGGUAUCUUUAUUGUGAGAGUGGUUUUAGAGGCAACCUUAGGAGCAAGCAUCGAUCUCGACAUUCCAUUCUUUGGAGAAGAUGUUCCGAUAUGUUAG